UUUUUUUAAAUAUAUACCUGAAUAUUGGAUGUGACUUCAAAUGCACACCUCGGCAAUAGACACCUACUGUACUGGCGUGUAAAUGAUUACUACACGAAGAGCUGACACGCCGCAUUUACACAUGAGUCGAAUAUAAGACCUUUACUUUACGCGCCCACAAGGUGACAUCGCAAAUGUUCUCCCCUGCUGUAAUAGUCUACAACUACACCUUCCUCUCGCCUUAGCUGGCUUAUAUUCCAAUACCUUUCUGUUACGUCGACAUACCAUAACAACCUGGUAUACAGUCCAUCAAGAUGAAGAAAAAAUACAAUGCCCGCUUCCCCGUCAUGCGGGUGAAGCGUAUCAUGCAGACCGAUGAGGAUGUGGGCAAGGUUGCUAUGGCAACACCCGUGGUCAUAUCCAAAACUCUGGAGACCUUUCUGGAGGAUAUCAUUUUGAAGACAGCCGAUGUAGCUCGGCGGUCAGGCUCCAAACGAAUGGGUGCAGCCCACCUCAAAGAAGUUAUCACCAGCACCCCGCCGUUUGACUUCCUAGUGCACCUAACCGAAGAGGUCGCAGGACUGCCUCCAGGACAAUUGGAGCCCUCCACUGAGGUGGUGGGUAUCCCCAUGAUCCCCAUAGAAGAGUUGUCACCCAGCAUCAGUGCGAAGCCGCGUGGGCUUGAGCCGCCCCUGGCUGCAGGGCCGAGGAAGCGAGGGAGGCCCCCCAAGGUGAAAGUACAGCCGGAGGAUGCGAGUGCGGCUGCCUCGGCUCUGCAAGCCAUGUCAUCGUCGGUGGAUAGCUUUUCGCAGAUUCCGAAGAUAGAAGAGAGUGUUAUUAUGCCACUCACCAGUGUCGACACCGGCGGCAGCCGACCCAUGUCACACAUCGCCUCACCCGCGCGUGACGCAACCAUGCCGUCGCUAAGCGCACCCGCCGACACGCCCAAUGGGACAGGGCCGGAGGACAGGACACCCCUGUCACCCGCACUGAACAUGGACAUACACACAUCUGGCCGCAACAGCCCCAUGCACGCGGAUGGGGGGAUGGCGCAGACCACCACCCUACACACGCGUGCCGGGGGCAUUGCCGACACCGGCGGGAUCACUGAUCUGCAAAUCGCACCCGACGAGAGAGACGUGGUGCACCCGCGCAUGGGCAUGGCCACCACGGCCAAUCCCACCGCUCAGGAUAAGGCAGGCAACCUGCGGUCAGCUGCCAACGCCCGGCACCAGCCGUGGAUGACGGAGGUGACGGACAGCGGCAGCACCAAUAGACCCUUAUUAAACCCCCAUUCCGGCGUGUCUGACCCCCCUGGACCCGCUGACGCGAAGCUGCCACCACCGCCGCACCACAUACAGGACGUAGACGGCUCACGGGAGGUGUCUGGGGGCACCGCCAGGCCCGAUGUGGAGAUGAGUGGGAUGGGCAAUGACGAAGCCAUGCAGGGGAGUGACAACAACCCCAAUUGCGGACGGAUCGGCCCUACUAUCGGAGUGGAGAGGUGCACCUCACAGUGGCAGGGUCCGACCCGGCCCCCGCCCCCGGCAGUGGCUAUGCACCGGUCUGGGGCGCAGAUGCCACAGCAGCAGCCUCAACAACUCAGCCCACACCCUGUACCCAGGGCCCUCCCCACAACCCACAUGGCCAAGGCAAGCAGCACCGGCAGCCUUGGCCAGGAGCACCCGUCCUAUGAUUCCGUGGGCUCGCACCCCGCGAACCAUUUGGGACCGGGACAACACCUCUCACACUCACCGUCCCCGUCGAUGCACUCGGCGCACCGAAUGGGGUCGGGUCUGGGCAGUGAGAAGAGUCCAUAUGGCGAGGGGCCUGGACAGGGCCGCCCGAUGUUCCGGGUGGGCAGUACCGGUGGGGGCAGAGAGGGCGCCUCCCCAACCUACUACGGCAGACAACCGCCCCCCAAUGGGCCAAGAUACUCGCCACAACCAGGCUACGCGCAUCUUGGUCAAGACUUUGGACCUGGGCCUGGGCCACCGCCCCAGCCCCAUGUCCUCAAUGUGGGUGCACCCGAGCAAGCACGCGGGAGUGGUGGUGGUGCACCCCAGCUACAGGACCAGCGGUCACAGUCGGAUAUGCGGGCGCAAUCUAUGCAAGGACAACAAGCAUCCAUAACACCCCCACCCCCACCCCCCACAGCCCAUCUGAUACGACAUGCGCCGUACCCUCAGGGACGCAGCCCGCGGGAGGACGAUGCGCCCCCAUCCAUGGCUGGGUCUGGGCAACGGGGUAUGGCGCCACGGUACAAUGGUGUGGCGGUAGACGGAGAGGGUAGCGCUCAGGACGGCCAAAUCCCACCUCAUGCCUUGCCGUAUGGUGAAACGGGUGCGGGCUCGGGAAUGGGCACGCCAUCCGGUCCUGGCGGACCGCACCCGAAUGGUCCGAAUCAGCCCUAUUGGCACGGACAGGGGGGCACCCAGGGGAGUUUUGCUGUAAGAACCGCCGAGAAUGGUUACUAUGGCCACCAGGAUGGGGGGGCCGGGUCAAUGUGUAUGGAUCCUCAGUCCCGUGGGAAUGGCGCUGAGCGUCGCAUAGAGAGUGAGCCACGGACGGGCGGCUGGUCUGCGCCGCACGAGUACGGUAAUCCACAGUCACAACAACACCCACAAGCACAGGGAAGGGGCAGCGUGGCGUACAACGACGGAGACAAGGCACGGCAGCACAUGCAGCCUCCUGGGAGUUGGGAUGACAGGCAACAACAGGGCAGGUACAUGCAUGAGCAGCCGCCGCACGGAGGGCCUAUGCAGCAAGGCAGAGAGGGCUAUCAGUACCCCCCUGACGGGCUACCAAGAGACAGCAGAGGCAGUCCUCACCCGCGGAUGAAUGGUGUGCGUGGGCUUAUGGGCCAGCCCCACGCUGCGGCCCAGUACCAUCCCUAUGCACGCAGCGAGACGCAGCAGCAACAACAACAACAACAACACGCACCAUUCCCCCCGCCACCUCGUACAAUGAUAUACCGUGCGCGUAGUGGAGAAGAUGCUUACGUACAAGACCAAUCGCCACCUAUGGGCUAUGACCAGGGCGGCCCAGAGGCUCCCUCGGCCGAUGGCUGGGCCAAUGCAAGGGGGCCCUAUGCCCCAGCGCCUGCACCUGGCGGCGGUAGUGGAGGACCGCUUGGACCUGGUGUGGAUGGCUAUGAUAGGCGGUGAAGAGGGUGAUGUGAGGUGUUUGUAAAUUAUGGUGACCAGUAAUUUAGAUAGCAAGUGGCAGUCAUGGGUGAAGCUGAUAUGCUAGUCAGCGUAGGAGAUCUGCGGAUGAAUGGGUAAUAUAAAGCUUCUUCACUUUAGCAAAGCGUCGCCAUGUCACGCUUUUUUCUCAGUGAACAUGAAUAGUGUCAUCGUGAAUGACGUCCACUUACUUUAAUAUAUUGUAUGCAUAAAAUUAUAAUAUGAACAUAAAGUGUUAUCGUC
Sphaeroforma arctica JP610 is the source of this 3407-nucleotide messenger RNA. RefSeq lists its product as hypothetical. Gene Ontology annotation, cellular component: nucleus; negative cofactor 2 complex. Gene Ontology annotation, biological process: negative regulation of transcription by RNA polymerase II; transcription by RNA polymerase II; positive regulation of transcription by RNA polymerase II. Lineage: Eukaryota; Ichthyosporea; Ichthyophonida. The transcript is spliced from 5 exons. Gene Ontology annotation, molecular function: core promoter sequence-specific DNA binding; protein heterodimerization activity; transcription corepressor activity. The record is from RefSeq and is a predicted model, not a curated record. The coding region runs from base 294 to 3146 and encodes 950 amino acids.